Messenger RNA from Drosophila kikkawai, 1360 nucleotides. Its product is annotated as E3 ubiquitin-protein ligase TM129. NCBI's taxonomy places the organism in Eukaryota, Metazoa, Arthropoda, Insecta, Diptera, Drosophilidae. Gene Ontology annotation, molecular function: ubiquitin protein ligase activity. The record is from RefSeq and is a predicted model, not a curated record. Gene Ontology annotation, cellular component: membrane; endoplasmic reticulum. Gene Ontology annotation, biological process: protein ubiquitination.
CAACAAAAACAAGAUAGAGUAUUUGUCGUCGUAGUUAGCCCAGAUUUAGAGUAAACCCUCGGCCAGCUUGUGCUCCAAAACACUCAAAAUUAUCCGAAGCAUGGACGAGUCGGAACUGCUCUUCAAUCUGUUCUACUUCCUGCUCUGCAUGGUCAUCAUUUACCCCCCGGAGGAGUUCCAGCGCCUGGGAUUCACCAUCGAGCAGUUGUUUGCCCGCUUCCUGGGCGAGGAGUACUUGGACUUCGUGGGCUACCACCUGCGCCGCACAUCGCUCAAUCUGUUUGUGCACUCCUGCCUUCCGUUCUCCUACUUCCUGAUCCACAGACUCAAGUUCUCGGUGUUCGCCACGCAAGAGCCGCUCGAGGAUUCCGACCUCGACCCGGACUUCCCGAUGCCCCAGGAGGCGGUGGCUUUCAAGACGCUUACUUGGAAGACAGCCCAGCGCUUCAGCGUGCUGGCCGUGAUGGCUGUGCCCGCGCUCAUCUUCAAUUGGCACCAACAGAACUGGCGCCGGCAUCCCAUAAGCAAGGCGCUCGCCAAGUACUCCAACUCGCCCGGCAGCUACAGUGCGGUGGCCAGCGACAUUGGGAACGAGUUCCGACGGCCGGAGAUUUACAAGAAGAAGCUGAACUCCAUCAGUACGGUGAUUGCGACGGAGAACUGGAUAAUCAAGACCACAAUGUACAAUGUCCACUUUGCCCACCAAAGCAACACAGCGCUAAGCGUGGCCAAGGCGGAGACAUACAACAUCUCGCAUCACGACGAGAACGACACACUGCAGAUGAUCAGCAUUAUCGUGCGGCCGAUGAGACAGGGCGUAGCCGACUUUCACAUACGAAUCAACGCCUUGGAGUUCAGGAACCUGGAGGAUCGUGUCCGGCGCCCCAUCGCUAUUCCCUCGAACAUCCAGUUCCACCGCAACGUCAUCGAUCGCUUUGUGGAUGUGUUCAAGGCGCAAGUGGCCCUAAAUCCCAUAUUUCAGGCGGAAGUGACCACUGAGAAGUGCUUUGCCUGCAUGCUGAAUGAACCAAACACCAAGAUACACAAGCAGUGCGCCGACCUGGACCGCAACGGUGCUCCGCUUGCAGAAGGUGCGUGCUGCUCCAACUGCUACUGCCGACCCAUGUGGUGUGUGGAGUGCCUGGCGCGAUGGUUCGCCGCCCGCCAGACCGACGUGGAUCGCGAAAUGUGGCUGGAGCAGAAGUGCACCUGUCCGAUGUGCCGAGCCAAGUUCUGUGUGCUAGACGUUAGCUACAUCAGAGCCGUCGACCAGGCUCAGCAUCGCGGAGCCGACGAGGACAAUGCGUCCUGAUUUACGACUGUGUUAAAGUGACAAUUAAAAAACGACUCUUAAAUUGAA